GUUUUUAAAGAAUUAAAAUUUUGUAAUUAUUUGUAGUAUCGCGUCUCUCUGUAUCGUAGAUUGUGAUUACAGUAAAGCCACGUUAAGCUCAUCAUUCAAACCUUAACCUCAAUCAUCUAGUGGUGAUAAGCAUCGACGCUAUUACUUGAGGUUAUUUUUCACAUUCUCUAGUGAGAGGUGCAGUGUAGUCCACGUGUUACCUACGCGUUAACAAGGUGCAUCAUGUUCAAGGGAAAGGUAGUUAUUAUCACCGGCGCCAGUUCAGGAAUUGGAGCCGACACAGCGUUAGAUUUCGCUAAACUGGAAGCUAGUUUAGUCCUAACGGGUAGAAAUAAAGAAAAUUUGGAUAAAGUUGGAAAGCAAUGUGAAGAUCUAUCGCCGCAGAAACUGAAACCUCUUACUGUAAUAAGUGAUAUCAAUAAAGAAAAUGAUGUAGAAAAUAUCAUUAAAUUAACUUUGGAUCGUUUUUCACGUCUUGAUAUAUUGGUGAACAAUGCAGGAAUAUUAGAAGCUGGUACAAUAGAAACUACUUCGUUAGAUCAGUAUGACAGAGUGAUGAACACGAACGUCCGUGGGCCGUAUCAUUUAACGAUGUUAGCAGUACCACAUUUAAUAAAAACGAAAGGUAAUAUUGUUAAUGUAUCUAGUGUAGCAGGCCUGAGAUCAUUCCAAAAUGUUUUAGCGUAUUGCAUGUCCAAAUCAGCUUUAGAUCAGUUCACUAGAUGCGUUGCACUCGAAUUAGGAUCUAAGGGAGUAAGAGUUAAUGCUGUUAAUCCUGGAGUUAUUUCUACUGGUAUACAUAUGAAGUCCACUAUGAAUGAGCAGCAGUAUGAAGAAUUUUUGAAGAAAUGUGCAGAAACGCAUGCUAUUGGCCGGGCUGGUAAUGCUAAAGAGGUUUCAUCAGUUAUAGUAUUUUUAGCAAGUGAUGCAGCAAGCAAUAUAACUGGUGCCACUCUACCGGUUGAUGGAGGUCGACAUGCUAUGUGUCCUCGAUGAUAUUAAUAAAAAUACCUUUAUCUACAGCUUGACCACAAAGAGUUGAAAAAUAUUGGUGAGCCUCUAUCACUUAAAUGGCAUUUAAAAAUUUUAGUAAUACCUUUUCAUGAAAAUAAUUUAUAAAUAGACACGUAUUUUUGGAUUUUGCUAACUAUAACAGUGAAAAGGUAAAAAUAAAUAAUAUACUCAAAAACUUGAGUAAAAAAAAUAUUUCAAAUUGUUCUUUUUAUUAUAGAAAACAAAGAAAUAUUGACACUCGAUUAUAUCACAUUUACUGUUAGACAGACGGUCAUCUAUUAGGGUUUAAUGACAUCUUUAAGCUCUAAUGAAUGUCUAAUUUCUAUGGCUAAUGUCGCUUUAAACUAAUGUCUAUUUUAAUGCACGUUUUUGCAACUGGCCGAUAGUAUUAUUAAAGUUAAUGGAUUUUGUAAAAUAUAUAUAUUACCAUUGAAGCUACAAAUAAACAUGCAACUUUUUUG
Diatraea saccharalis (sugarcane borer) is the source of this 1475-nucleotide messenger RNA. The record is from the annotation of a GenBank genome assembly. NCBI's taxonomy places the organism in Eukaryota, Metazoa, Arthropoda, Insecta, Lepidoptera, Crambidae.